UCCAGCCAUUACUAACUCCGUUGUUCAUUAAAAUCAUAAAGUUCUCAGUAAGAUAACUCAGAGAUUGAUAAAAACUAGAAAGAUAAAAUUUAGUAUGGCUAUGUAUAAUAAUUUCGUCUAUAAAAUGGAAAAGAAAAGUUAGAAAAAAAAUUUGGGUUCCUUUCCUACAUGCAAAGUGAAUAUGAAUUCUCAUCGUCUAUCCCAUGGUGUAGGGUAUGGUUAUCAGUAUGUCUGUACAUUACUUAUAGGAUUAAAGUGCUAAAAUAUAUAGAUUGUAACUAACUAGAAUAAAGUAAUUAAUUAAAAUAUAAAUACACCUGCGUUACUCGGAUGAAUUAAUUUUUAUUCAAAAUAUUCUAUGAAGAUCUUGUCAAAAGCUUUUACUUAACGGCACUGCUAUCAGUUUCCUCAUGAAAAGAAAAAAUAAGUAGAAUUCAAACCACAAUCUCACUUCAUUCCCGGAGAAAAAAAUAAGAGACUCUCUGGAUUUGCCGCUCGUCUUUUGGCCCCCCCAACUAACUUUGAUACAGGGCCCUCCACGGCAAGCUACGCCACAGUAUGGUACCAUCACAGCACAUCAUUUAGUGGAAAGUCUUUAGCCUUUAAUAAACAUCCCAAAAUAUAGAACAGUAUAAAUAAAGGAUUUACCGGUAGAUGAAUCAAGAGAAAGAUACGGAUAGUGAGAAGGAGGAAGUCCGGAAGACGCGCCCUCGGCUCGUGAUGACGCCAGCCGUGUGUAUGGAUGACAUCGAGGACCCGCGCACGCGCCAGAUCCUGUGCACGGAGACGUACACCAGCGUCACUGGGCGCCUCAUGCGCGAGACGUUGCCUUCUCGGGUCAACGUCAAGGCUCCUUUGCCCGCGAUACCUUUGCUCGGUGACGCUGACCCCUUCGCUCUACCGAAAAUGCGACCGCCGCUGGUAUCGCGUGAGUGGCGUAUGGAGACACUGUCGUGGGACAGAUGGCAAUUGAGACUCGAUUACGACCAAACUAAAGAAUUCUGGCUCGGAAGAGAACCGACAAAGUGCAUCAAAUGCGAUGAAGCUGCUUUGAUUAGAACGCAAAGGAAGAUGCUAAGAAAAUAACGUCACAUAUCUACCACCUUAAAGUGUCGUUGCCUACAACAGUUGGUCGCUGAAUUCAAAGACCUAAUAAUAAAAGAUUUACAAAUCAAGUUGAGAACCUCCUCCUUUUUGAAGUCGAUUAAAAAUAAACAGAUUAUAGCUAGCUACUUGAAAGAAUUACAAGAGACCUUGUAAUUCUAUCCGAAAUAGGUAUGUUCACAAAUGAGCCACAGGAACUGGAAGUUCACCAAAAGUUGUUUAGUGUUAUAUUAUUGUUAACUGAGUAUUUAUUAUUAUAUUUUAUUGAUUAGAUAUUUUCAUAAAUAAGUUUUCAUAUUGUAUUAUAUUUGGUUAUUUUAGAAGGGUCAUGUUAUGUUUAUAAAUGACAAUAUUU
This is a messenger RNA of Bicyclus anynana (squinting bush brown), 1459 nucleotides long. RefSeq lists its product as uncharacterized. NCBI's taxonomy places the organism in Eukaryota, Metazoa, Arthropoda, Insecta, Lepidoptera, Nymphalidae. Bases 655 to 1086 code for a protein of 143 amino acids. The transcript is spliced from 3 exons. The record is from RefSeq and is a predicted model, not a curated record.